Papilio machaon (common yellow swallowtail) is the source of this 640-nucleotide messenger RNA. RefSeq lists its product as uncharacterized. The transcript is spliced from 3 exons. Gene Ontology annotation, molecular function: protein binding; transmembrane receptor protein tyrosine kinase activator activity. Gene Ontology annotation, cellular component: terminal bouton. Lineage: Eukaryota; Metazoa; Arthropoda; Insecta; Lepidoptera; Papilionidae. Gene Ontology annotation, biological process: positive regulation of MAPK cascade. The record is from RefSeq and is a predicted model, not a curated record. Bases 1 to 555 code for a protein of 184 amino acids.
AUGUGCGUGUGGUGGUUCCGGGGGGUCAGCAUGCGCGUGUGGUGCAUGGCCGCGGUGCUCAUAGUGGUGGCGUUGCGGGCCACGGCCGAACCAGCUCCGCACCGGUACCGCUCCGAUUGGCGUGCAGCUCGUGGCUCGCACGAACUGGCACGGCCCCUACGGGACCUGCUCGAACCUGAGCCGGCCGCCGCCUCCGCCUCUGCCGCCGAACACCGCGAGCGCCGUCGCGCUCGUAAUUCCAAGCGCGCCUCCUACCUGCCCGCGGAAAUGCCUGGCAGCCAGACCAUGCUGCGAGCCUCGCGCUCGAACCGACCUUAUGAUGUACCACAAAUUGAGUGCCCGCCGGCGGCGGACGGUAUGGAGCGGUUCGCGUGUCCGACGCCCGACCGGCAGGGCCGCUACCGCUGCAUUGACGACCACGUCCUGUGCGACGGUUUCAUUGACUGUCCCAACGGCGAAGACGAGGACCGUCAGGCCUGCAUGUUUUAUAAAACGACAAAAGCUCAUCUAGACGUGUUGGCAGACGCGCUCCUGCGAUGGGCGCGUGGUCGCUAAACAAUCCAUCCCUCCGACAACAUUCCCUAGUGCUACCGAACCGACAGUACCGCACUAACCCCAACAGACUGACAUAGAUACAAUC